CUGGGAUUUCUUCUGGGAUUCCACUUGGAACAAUUUUUGUGAAAACACUGACUGGUAAAAUGCUAACUCUAACAGUAGACUCGUCUGAUACUGUUGGCAAUGUUAAACAGAAGAUCCUGGAUAAAGAAGGCAUCCCUCUUGACAAACAGUGUUUGAUUUUUGCUGGCCGGCAAUUGGAAGAUGGGUAUACUCUGUUGGAUUAUAAUAUUCAAAAUAAUUCCACAUUACACCUUGUACUCAGAUUAGGAUAUACUAAGGAAUUUGUGCCUUAUUCUGAAAUUAUUUUGGGAAUGUGCAUCUAUGUGAAAACACUGACUGGUAAAACGAUAACUUUAUGCACAGACUCAUCUGAUACUGUUGGCGAUAUUAAACAGAAGAUCCUGGAUAAAGAAGGCAUCCCUCUUGACCAACAGCGUCUGGUUUUUGCUGGUGGGCAAUUGGAAGAUGGGCAUACUCUGGCAGACUAUGGUAUUCGAAAAGAGUCCACAUUGCAUCUUAUACUUAGACUACGUGGUGGGAUGCUUCAAGAAACCAGUGGCCGUAAAGAAUUUGAUGCAUUGCCCCCACUCACACCGUAUACGCAAACACGUGAAGAACUUUUACAAUGUGGGGUUCAUGUUG
This is a messenger RNA of Paraglomus occultum, 621 nucleotides long. The record is from the annotation of a GenBank genome assembly. NCBI's taxonomy places the organism in Eukaryota, Fungi, Glomeromycota, Glomeromycetes, Paraglomerales, Paraglomeraceae.